AUGGAGCCCACUUGGGAGCUGGCAGAUGACCCCAGGUUCUCCCGCCCUUUGGUGGAGAUGCUGAUCAGGAACUUCAGCGUGCCGGCCGCCUGCUUCUCCCUGCCGCCCACCUCCCAGCAUCUGCUGCACCAGCUGGACAUGGCCCAACUCAUCAUCCUGGGCCUCUGCACCAUCAUGACGCUGCUGUCAGUUGUGAUCUAUGUGGAAGAGGUUUCGUACCUCUUCCGCAAGAUCCGCUGCCCUAUCAAGAUGAAGACCCUCUGCUGGAGCAGCUCAGCCCCUACGGUUGUGUCAGUGAUCAGCUGCUUUGGCCUGUGGUUCCCGCGCUCCAUGAUGGUGGUGGAGAUGGCAACCACGGCGUACUUUGCUGUCUGCUUCUACCUGCUGAUGAUGGUCAUGGUGGAGGGCUUUGGGGGGAAGGAAGCACUGCUCAGCACCCUGAAGGAUGUGCCCAUGGUGGUCAGCACUGGGCCCUGCUGCUGCUGCUGUCCCUGCCUGCCCAAAAUCACCAUGAGCAGGAAAAAGCUCAAGUUGAUGAUCCUGGGGACUUUCCAGUACGCGUUCUUCAAGGCAGUCGCUGUCUUCCUGGGGCUGGUCCUGGCCACCGAUGGGAAUUACAACCCUGCUGACAUUUCAGGGGAGAGCGUGGCCCUCUGGAUCAACACCUUGAUUGGUGCCUCCGCCCUCUUUGGGCUGUGGGGCCUGGGCAUCCUCUUCCGGCAGGCCCGGCUGCACCUGGCUGAGCAGAACAUGCAGGCCAAGUUCACCUGUUUCCAGAUCCUGCUCCUCCUGACGGCGCUCCAGCCUGCCAUCUUCAGCAUCCUGGCCAACAACGGCAGCAUUGCCUGCUCGCCGCCCUUCUCCUCCAAGGCCAGGUCCCAGCAGAUGAACGUGCAGCUGCUGAUCCCGCAGACCUUCAUCCUGGCGGUGCUGACACGGAUGUACUACCGCAAGCAGGACGACAAACCGGGCUACCAGCCCGUCAGCUUCGCACCCACAGGCGCCGACGCCAAGGCGUGA
This is a messenger RNA of Melozone crissalis (California towhee), 1020 nucleotides long. It is a transcript of the gene SLC51A, whose product is annotated as solute carrier family 51 subunit alpha. Gene Ontology annotation, cellular component: plasma membrane; endoplasmic reticulum membrane. The record is from RefSeq and is a predicted model, not a curated record. Lineage: Eukaryota; Metazoa; Chordata; Aves; Passeriformes; Passerellidae. The transcript is spliced from 9 exons. Gene Ontology annotation, biological process: bile acid and bile salt transport. Gene Ontology annotation, molecular function: transporter activity. Bases 1 to 1020 code for a protein of 339 amino acids.